UCAGGCGAGGAAUGCAACGGCAUCAAGGCCAUGGCGGCCGAGAGCGGCCCCGGCACGCGCCUGCGGAACCUGCCCGUGCUGCCGGACGCCCUCGACUCCUCGCAGCCGUCGGCGGCGCCGGCGCCCGGCCAGGCCCAGCCCGGCGGCGGCGUCGGGGUCAACCCCCCCCCACCGGAGACCUCCAACCCCAACAAGCCCAAGCGCCAAACCAACCAGCUGCAGUACCUGCUCAAGGUGGUCCUCAAGACCCUCUGGAAGCACCAGUUCGCGUGGCCCUUCCAGCAGCCCGUGGACGCCGUCAAGCUCAACCUCCCGGAUUAUUAUAAAAUAAUUAAGACGCCGAUGGACAUGGGAACAAUUAAGAAGCGUUUGGAGAACAAUUAUUACUGGAACGCUCAGGAAUGCAUCCAGGACUUCAACACCAUGUUCACCAACUGCUACAUCUACAACAAGCCCGGGGAUGACAUCGUGCUGAUGGCCGAGGCUCUGGAAAAGCUUUUCCUGCAGAAAAUCUCGGAGAUGACUCAGGAGGAAACCGAAAUCGUCAUCGCCCAGACCAAGGGCCGGGGCCGCGCCCGCAAGGAGCCAGCAGUUCCCUCCAAGCCCGGCUCCUCGGCCGUCUCCAGCGCCCCCCAGGGCUCCUCCCCGGCUGCCCCGGCGGCUCCCCCGGUUCCAGGCCUGGCUGCUCCGUUGCCGUUCGGGGCCGCGGGCGCUGCGGAGCUGCUGGUGCCGCCCGCGGUCACCGUGGUGCCGCCCGUGCCCGCCCUGGCCCCGCCCGCCCCGGCCCCGCCCGCCCCGGCCACGCCCACCCUGCAGCCCCACCCGCCCGUCAUCCCCACGCCCGCCCAGCCCGUCAAGACCAAGAAGGGCGUGAAGCGGAAAGCAGACACCACCACCCCCACGGCCAUGGACCCCAUCCACGACUCCUCCUCCUCGCUGCCCGCCGAGCCCAAGGGCGCCAAGGCGGGCGCGCGGCGCGAGGGCGGCCGCCCCCUGAAGGCGCCCAAGAAGGAGCUGCCGGACUCGCAGCAGCCGCCGGAGCUCCGCGGCUCCAAGGCCUCGGAGCAGCUCCGGUACUGCGGGGGCAUCAUCAAGGAGAUGUUCGCCAAGAAACACGCGGCCUACGCGUGGCCCUUCUACAAACCCGUGGACGUGGAGGCGCUGGGGCUGCACGACUACUGCGACAUCAUCAAGCACCCCAUGGACCUCAGCACCAUCAAGUCCAAGCUGGAGGGGCGCGAGUACCGCGACGCUCAGGAGUUCGCGGCCGACGUGCGGUUGAUGUUCUCCAACUGCUACAAAUACAACCCCGCCGACCACGAGGUCGUGGCCAUGGCCAGGAAGCUGCAGGACGUGUUCGAGAUGCGCUUUGCCAAGAUGCCGGACGAGCCCGAGGAGCCGCCGGUCCCGGCCUCGUCCCCCGUGGUGGUCCCGCCCCCCACCAAGGUGGCCCCGCCCUCGUCCAGCGACAGCAGCAGCGACAGCUCCUCGGACAGCGACAGCUCCUCCGACGACUCCGAGGAGGAGCGGGCGCAGCGCUUGGCCGAGCUCCAGGAGCAGCUGAAGGCCGUGCACGAGCAGCUGGCGGCGCUGUCCCAGCCCCAGCAGAACAAACCAAAGAAGAAGGAGAAGGACAAGAAGGAGAAGAAGAAGGAGAAGCACAAAAAGAAGGAGGAGCUGGAGGACACCAAGAAGAGCAAAGCCAAGGAGCCGCCGCCCAAGAAGGCCAAGAAGAGCAACAGCAACAGCAGCGCCUCCAGCAAGAAGGAGCCAGCGCCGGUGAAGCCCAGCAAAGCCGCGCCCGCCUACGAGUCGGAGGAGGAGGAGAAGUGCAAGCCCAUGUCGUACGAGGAGAAGCGGCAGCUGAGCCUGGACAUCAACAAACUGCCCGGGGAGAAGCUGGGCAGGGUCGUGCACAUCAUCCAGUCCCGGGAGCCCUCGCUCAAGAACUCCAACCCCGACGAGAUCGAGAUCGACUUCGAGACGCUGAAGCCGUCGACGCUGCGCGAGCUCGAGCGCUACGUCACCUCCUGCCUGCGCAAGAAGAGGAAACCCCCAGAGAAGCUCGACGUCCUGGCCGGCUCCUCCAAGCUCAAGGGCUUCUCCUCGUCCGAGUCGGAGUCGAGCAGCGAGUCGAGCUCCUCGGACAGCGACGAGUCGGACUCAGGUUAG
Zonotrichia leucophrys gambelii is the source of this 2172-nucleotide messenger RNA. RefSeq names its product bromodomain-containing protein 4-like. NCBI's taxonomy places the organism in Eukaryota, Metazoa, Chordata, Aves, Passeriformes, Passerellidae. Gene Ontology annotation, biological process: regulation of DNA-templated transcription; chromatin remodeling. Gene Ontology annotation, cellular component: chromatin; nucleus. The record is from RefSeq and is a predicted model, not a curated record. The coding region runs from base 31 to 2172 and encodes 713 amino acids. The transcript has 10 exons.